Daphnia pulex (common water flea) is the source of this 727-nucleotide messenger RNA. RefSeq names its product tetratricopeptide repeat protein 17-like. Gene Ontology annotation, cellular component: actin cytoskeleton; cytoplasm. The transcript is spliced from 4 exons. The record is from RefSeq and is a predicted model, not a curated record. Gene Ontology annotation, molecular function: protein binding. Gene Ontology annotation, biological process: actin filament polymerization. The coding region runs from base 11 to 580 and encodes 189 amino acids. Lineage: Eukaryota; Metazoa; Arthropoda; Branchiopoda; Diplostraca; Daphniidae.
UCCAGUUAAUAUGGAUCUCAAAUCCUUUGCUAAUUGGGUCGCCUUUAAUUUAGAAAAGAAUGCCACAUCGUGGGUAUCGUUUAAUCUCGCCACUCUGUAUUACCGGAUCAUCGGAAAUGCAGCUCAAGCGCUUGAAUGUUGUCGAAGAGCGCUCCAGUUUAGCCCGAGGGAGGUGCAAACCAUUGCUUUGGUCAAUAUGGGUAACAUUUUGACGCACAGUCAUCAACAAGAAGACGGAAUUAUCGUGCUUCAUGCUGCGGUCGAUCACACUCCCAGUGAUCCAAUAGCACACUAUACUCUAGCCAAUAGUUAUGCCCUGAUCGGUGAUUUAAAUAGGUCCGUUCUUUGCUACGAAAAUGUUUUGAAACUGAAACCAGAUCUCAAAAUGGCUGUCCGAAAAAUGCACGGGAUUCAAUGUUUGUCCAAAUUGGAAAAGGCCCUAGAAACUCAACAUAGUGUUUUACAGCACACAUUAACGGAACUGAAGGAACAACAACGCAAGUUUGAAGAGUGGAAUCAUCCGCAGGAAAAGAUAGUCAGUGCCCAGGCCACAGUUGGGCAGCGACUUCGCAGCCAAUAAGAAUAUCAAGAAUUUCGUUUCCUCACCACUAAAUCCCCUCCACCCGUGCACGAUUGCGAGCAAUAGAGAAGCCAACAUAGCCGUGAAGAGACCAGGAGUCUAUAGCUCUGACCUAGUUUCAGCAAAAUGGUUUCUGACUUUCUGAAC